Messenger RNA from Oncorhynchus keta (chum salmon), 8942 nucleotides. RefSeq names its product DNA-binding protein RFX7-like. NCBI's taxonomy places the organism in Eukaryota, Metazoa, Chordata, Actinopteri, Salmoniformes, Salmonidae. The transcript is spliced from 10 exons. Gene Ontology annotation, molecular function: RNA polymerase II cis-regulatory region sequence-specific DNA binding; DNA-binding transcription factor activity, RNA polymerase II-specific. The coding region runs from base 305 to 4669 and encodes 1454 amino acids. The record is from RefSeq and is a predicted model, not a curated record. Gene Ontology annotation, biological process: regulation of transcription by RNA polymerase II.
UGUUUGCAAACGCACGGGUCGCCACAAGGCAGCGACGGAAUCCGGGGGAAAGCCUGCAUUUUGUAUUCCUCUGUACUUGUGAUUAUUAUUUUUUUUUUUAAACAUGUCUCUGCAUGGUGUUCGAAAUUAACCGUCUAACAAUGUUUUCCCGGCACCGAUUCUACCCUGGAACUGAGGCCACGUAUAUCGCAAAUGAGAACGGGUGGGUCGGUAAUGUACAGUAGGAAAAUAACUGCUAUCUCGAGGUCCAAGUUGAGGCCUGCAUGUUAAAGAUCCCUUUCCUCCCAUCCUGAAUCUCAUCGUGAUGACUGAGGAUCAACAACAACAUGAUCAGCUCCCGAAGCUGGCCUCUGGAAUAAGCACCUUACCAUCCCUAGUUCCUGGACUGCAAGGGACUGAGGCCAAUGCGUUGCAGCUCAAAAUAAAGAAUUCCAUCUGUAAAUCUGUACAGUCAAAGGUGGACAAUAUUUUGCAAGAUGUGGAGACGUUUACAGACAUCGAGAAACUCUACCUCUACCUUAAGUUGCCUUCUGGUCCCAGCAACAGUGAAAAAAGGACUGAGAGAGGGUCUGCCAGUCCUGGAGAACUGUCAUGCAGUGAUCAGAGCUCCAUGUCAUCAAGUCGCACUCAGCAAAUGCACGCGUUCAACUGGAUCCGUAAUCACCUAGAGGAACACCCAGAAACCUCUCUGCCCAAACAGGAGGUCUAUGACGAGUACAAGAGCUAUUGUGACAAUCUCUGCUACCACCCACUGAGUGCGGCGGACUUCGGAAAGAUCAUGAAAAAUGUAUUCCCAAACAUGAAGGCACGUCGACUUGGCAUGAGAGGCAAAUCAAAAUACUGCUAUAGUGGACUAAGGAAGAAAGCCUUUGUCCACAUGCCAUCUUUACCCAACCUGGAGUUACAUAAAACAGGGGACGGGUGUGAGGUACUGGAGGCCUCAGGUCAGCUGUGCAGUGCGGAGGAAGAGGUGCGCUCUGCGGCCUGUGGCCUGGUGUGUGAGUGGGCCCAGAAGGUGCUGAGCCGCCAGUUUGAUGCUGUGGAGGACCUGGCUCGCUUCCUCCUCAACAGCCACUACAUCGGCACCAAAUCUGUGGCAGCCCUCACGGUCAUGACUGGUACUCCAACAGGAGUUAAAACGCCACUCCCAUCCUCAGCAUUUGCACCCACAGCUGAAGCCCACUCCUUCCAGUCCCAAGUGAAGACCCUGCCCUCUCCCUCCAUCGAUGCCAAGCAGCAGCUCCAGCGGAAGAUCCAGAAGAAGCAGCAGGAGCAGAUGCUGCACUCCCCCCUCCCCGGAGAGGCUCAGGCCAGGCGGGCUGACGGGGGCACGCCUGGGGUCGGCUCCAUUACAUGUAGAAGCCCAGCCCUGCUCUCCCCACAUCCCACCAUUGGCAUUAUGGUAGCUGCAGUCCCCAGCCCCAUCACGGUCCAAAGGAGCAGGCAGCUGAUGUCCCCCAGUCCUGUGGGAACUUCGGAGGGCAAGAUUCUGCCUGUCAACUUCCAAGUGGUGACACAGUCAAUGCAGCCUGUCAAGUGUCCCAAGACCCCUCAGAAUAUCCCAGCCAGCCCUGUUGGGGACCGCUCUGCCCGGCACCGGUAUGCCCAGAUCCUGCCUAAACCCUCAGCCACCAGCGCCAUCAACCUGCGCUCGCCCCCCACCCUGCUCAUCACCAACAGCCCCAUCAAGACUGUGAUGCAGCCCACACCCCACAUCAGCUCUGUCAACGUGGUCAAGAUGACUACCAUAUCCCUGGCUCCCAACUGCAGUACUACAACCACCCUAACCAACACCACCUUAAGGCCUGCCUCUGCUGGCAUGGGCAGCACUGUAGCCCUGGAGGAGAGCAGACCCAGCCCACGGGCCAGGAGUGGGUCUGCGGCCCCCAUCCUGUCCCCCUUAGCCAGGUCAGGCCGGGCCACCACCACCCCUACCAUCGACAUCAAGAUGAUGGAGGGUGAAGCCAUACGUGAGGGCAGUCCGGCCCUGGGUGCUAGCAGGCUUACUAUGGCUCAGGAAGCUGCAGGGGGGCAGAGGGCUGGAGGAGCUGUACCAAGGGCUGCCAGUGUGCCCAUGCCUCACACUAAAGGCUCCCUGGGACUGGAGGCAAUGGCUGGAACCAAAUGCAACAUAAAGUCCUCUUUGAGCAACAACCCUGUGGCAGCUACAGCUGGUAGCAAUAAUAACACCAAUAACGAAAGCACUUUGUAUUUGACGGUCUCCAAUCAGAAUACCAGCACCACUCUGUCACCAAAUGGCGGCACUGUUGCCACAUCACUCAUCGCCUCCAAGAGCCCCAGGAAGCGCCCAGGCAUCGGCCCAGAGUUUUAUCCCAUGCCUGUCAAAAGGGUCUUUAUCUCCCAGCAGCCUCUUGGGGGUUCCGAUGGUUACAGACAUGGGAUUGGUGCAGGAGUGAAGAAACUCCCCAGGGCAGGAACCCCGGUCAGACCUGAAAGUGCACCAGCCAUCGGUAAAGUUACUGUGAAACUGAACUCCACUGUCCCAACUCGAAUCCUGUCACUCUCUGAUUCCCCCAUCGGAACCAGAGGCUUCCAGACUGUUGUCAAGCCACAGAACUCCGUGCAGAGAAGAGACACUCUGACCACCAUGGACACUAGCAGCCUCGGCAACGUUAGUGCCCCGGCUGGUCAUGCACGAAUUCAGCACCAGCCGCACAUGACGGGUAACAUGCAAUCCAUGCCCAACAGCUCUGCCCUACUGGAGCAGUCUACUGUGAGUGACCUAAGGAACACCAUGUGGGUCGGGGGCCAGCUGGAGGGAGGUAAACAACAGCAGCAGCAGGCCUACGCCCAGCAGAUCACAGACCACAAGCAGGCAUCCACACCGGUCAUGGAGCCCCUGGCCAUGAUGAGCCAGGCCCCAGCCUCGAGCCAGCUCUCCAUGCAGACAGACAUGGACUACUUCCAUUUCAAUGAUGACGAUAUGACCCAGGACAGCAUUGUGGAGGAGCUGGUGCAGAUGGAGGAGCAGAUGAAGCUCAACAGCAGUCUGCAGGCCUUCGGAGCUGAUGUGACGGUGCAAGGCCAUCAGUCUGUAAUACAGGGCAACAUGAUGUCCUCCAACCAGACAGUGACCCCUUACUACCAAUCAGUACACAGCAGCACCACCCCUGUCCACACCCCCACCCCAACUCUCACACCCACCUCUGAGAUGAUGGGAGGAGGCCAGGGCCUGACUAGGGAGAGCCCCUGCUCCCGCAUGGCCCCCACCACCCCAGUGGACAGUGCCCUGGGGAGCAGCCGACACACCCCCAUCGGCACUCCACACUCCAACUGCAGCGGCAGCGUGCCCCCCAGCCCUGUGGAGUGCAGGAACCCCUUUGCCUUCACUCCCAUUAACUCCAGCAUUACAGGCUACCACGACGGCAGCAUUGUCUCCAGCAGCCCCGUCAAGCCCAUGCAGAGGCCCAUGGCUACUCACCCAGACAAGGCCAAACUGGAGUGGAUGAACAAUGGUUACAACAACAGCGGGGGGAACUCCAUCAACGGCAUCAGUAUCCUCCCCAGCUAUCAGGACCUGGUCGACGACCACUUCCGAAAGCCCCAUGCCUUCGCCAUCCCUGGCCAGUCCUAUCAGUCUCAGACGAGGCACUACGGCCGCCUGACACCCAUCUCUCCGGUGCAGCAGCAGGCAGCCAGUAUGGCCAACCUGAACAAGCAGGAGGGCUUUGCUGUGCCCGCCCCUCUGGACAACAAGGCCACCAGCACAUCCUCGGCAGGCGGGACCUUCCGCUGUCGUAGUGUGAGCCCUGCCGUGCGACAGCGAAACCUGAGUGGCAACCAGGGCCUGCAGAACAUCCCCCGAACAGUGGUGUCCCCCUUCACCUCCCCCGUAAUCCCCGAGAUGAUCAACAUCUUCGCCAACAGCCAUGGGGACGUCAGCGUCAGCAGCAUGGCACAGAGGAGCCAGUCUGUGCCUGUCAAUGUGAUGAUGCAGACGGAGGUGCUGCCCAUGCAGGGCCAGACCAACAGCAAGAAGAUCACCAACGUGCUCCUAAGCAAGAUGGACGGGGACAGUGACGACGCAGUGCGGGGCCUGGGAAUCAACAACCUGCCGUCCAACUACACAGCCCGCAUGAACCUCACCCAGAUCUUAGAGACCACGCCCAGCUUUUCCAGCAGUGCCAACCACCAGACUCUGACUUCCAACGCUCCGAAUGCGUACGAGUUUCAGAAGCCAGGUUACCUCAUGAAGAACUCUAGGAACGAACAGAUGAGUCUCUCAGCAGGUGACAGCCAAGCACAAUCAGCUACUGGAGAAGAGCAGCAUCAGCAGAGCCAGCCUAUGCUGCUGGCCCAGAAACUUCAACAGCAGCAGCUAGAUUUCAGCACCACCGUUAAAGACCUCUUAGCGGACGGGAGCCUUACUCCUGGCAAUCGGCUCGUGAGGCAGGUGUCAGAACUCAACGCUGUGGGGUCUGAUUUUCGACUGACCUCUGAUCUUUCCAGUAGCAUCAAUGACCUGAACAAUUUGGACACAAACCUUCUGUUUGACCCCAAUCAGCAGCAGGGACAAUAUGAAGAUUCUACACUGGAGGAACUGAAGAAUGAUCCGCUGUUCCAGCAGAUUUGCAGCGAGACUGCGAAUUCCAAUGGAUUUGAUUGGCUGGAAAGUAAAGACCAGCCCACAGUUGGGUUAAUGGGUUAAUAUGGGCUCUGCUUUUAUUUCAUGAGGGUGAAAUAGUUUUUUAAAAAUCAUCUUUGUAAUUAUUCACAUUGACAUUGUAUAGCACACUGCAACACUCUGGAAACAAUGACUUUUGUCCAGUCUAAGUGCCAGGCUGAACAUAAAUGAUCACUCUUACAAAUAUGCUGGUUUUCUCUCACAGCUCAUCGCUGGUGCUGACUCAUCCAUUUCUCCCUCUUUAGACAUAAAGUCAUUCAAGAGCAUUUAAAUCAAGAGCGUAGUAGAACAAGUAUUUUUACAUUUUCAGGAGGACACAGAAGAUAUGAAGAGAUCUCUUAAAGAUUACAAACAUCUAUCAUUUUGGUUAAUAUUUUUGUUCAGGAGCUCUUGACUAAAACAAGAGGUUUGGCAAAUAAUUGGUAACUUUUCCUCCCUCUGUAAAUUAUUUUACUUCCAUUGAGAUAAAGUGUAUAUUCAGAUCUAUCAGACAAAUCAUUUGGAACUGCUUUAGAAGCAUACUGUUGUGCAAGAAUGUUAAAUGGGGUGUAUGUUCACCUAAUAUGUCCCUGUCCAUCUCAAUGAAGAGUUGAGAUACCGAGACUAUUGUACAUGACCUUGAGUGGGCAUUUGCAGUAGCAUGCAGUGGUACUAAUGUUUCUCAUUGUUUCAAGUCUUCUUAAGGAUUGCAGGUGCUUCCAGGUGCAAGACAAAUCAAUGGUUUUAAAAAAUCCCCCCUAAUCUGUAAAUAAAAAUGAUCAUUGGUCUACUUAAAGACCCAUGUUUUAUAUAUUUCCACACUGAGGUUGGAAUAAUACUGUGAAAAUUAAAUAUUGCCCUUUUAAAUAUUGCCCUUUUAGUGUAGGAGCUGUUUGAAAAGACUGCCUGAAACUUCAGCCUGUUUUAGUGAGAUUUUUGGCCUGCAUGGUGACAUCACCAGGCAGUAAAUUUAGUUAAUAGACCAAUAAGAAAGAGUUACAAACCUUCUGGCAAUAACAGCUAGCUUUUAGGUUUCCCCUCCCCACUCAGUCCUAGCAAAAUUCUUGCUUGAGAAUUUGUUCUUUGCCAAGAAGCUAUUUUUGUUACUUUUUGACCAUUGUUUUCAAUUAAAUCACAGUAAGGUACUUAAAGAAAGGAUUUGAUAUUGAGAUAAAAACAGCUGCGUUGGACCUUUUAACGUACAUUGUUUGCAAUGAUCUUGAAGGCAAACUAGUUCCAUUCUCUCAGAAUUGGUAUUUUUACAAGUAGGAAAAUGGCAGCUGUUUUGAAAAGGAAUCUGUGUGACUACAGAAUAUUAUUCAAACUAUAGAUUUAAAGGUCAAGAUAUACUGUCUGUAUACUAAACUUGUCAGAAGAUGUCUGAUUGUCCGUUUUGCUGACACGUUAUGCAAACUUGACAAAUAAGAUAUUGCCCACUCAAAUUCCAGUGUGCAUGGUACAAAAAAUAUAGCCUAGGAAAUCGAAAUUUUAAUUUGAUUGAUGUAUGGCUUUUCACCUUUUCAAAUUUCCUCAUGUCCCAGUAGUUAAUGCACUUUGAGUACAGCGAAACUGAGAGCAGGUAGCUGAAGAACAACAAAUGUUAUCUGUUAAUGUUGUUGUUUUUUUAGGCUUGCUUCACACACAUUUUGCCCUGCUGACGUUCUUACUGUAGUUGAGCUCCCCAGUGUCAAAAGGAAAGGAUUGGUUUGUUUGGAAUAGUAUGGGUUUAUGAGACUUAAAACAAUCAUAAUAGAGACCUGUAAUGGGGAUGAUAGCUUGCACUUUAGUGGCUGCAGAACUAAAGGGGAUGGACUUUAAGAUGGAGCUCAAAAGACAGUUAAAUCUUGUAUGCAGAAUGCAAGAUGCAGAAGAUGACCUUUUUCACCUAUAUCGAGUUUAAGACUUGCGUAGGGCACUGGUGGGGAUUGUUUUAUUUACCUUCUUUGUGACUAUUUAGCAGGUAUCAUCUUAAUUAACAGAAAUAUAUUGAUUUAAGGAAGUGGAGGAAUAUAUGAAUAGGAAUUUAACCUUAUGACACCCCUAUACCAAAGUAUAUUGACUGGAGAUGACCCUGCCCUGUUUCAGUCAUGUAUCUAUUUGGGGAAAAAUACUUUCCUGGUUCUGAUUUAUUUUAAAACUAUGCAUUUUUUACUUAUCAAAGCAGGUUACUGCAGGUUUAUGUAAAUGUCUGUCAUUUUCCCCUUCUCUUUUUAUUUGUUUCAUGUGUGUUACAUACAUUCAGUAAAACGUGAUGGAUAUGAAGUAAUUUAGAUUAAAUUCAAUUAGUUUUCCUUCUAUGGUAAAUUCAAACAUAUUAUGCCAUUGGAUAUUCAGUCCUUCCUAUAAAAAAGGCACUAAAGUGCAUAAUUUACUGUCAUACAUUGAAAGCUAUUCCCCUUACAUUAGUCUAGAUCCAGUAGAAAAUACAAUAUUAUGGAAUACUGUAAUACAGAAUUACAUAAACAUUUGUAUAAAUUGUCAUUUUCUUCCUUGAAUAAUGUUCUUGUUGAGUUCAUUAAUGCACUGCAUUUUAUUCGAAAGUGAAGGGACGUGUUUCACCUGGAGUCAAAAAAGGCAUUUCUUGGUAAAGUACGGGUCAUCUAUUACAGGUUUAAAUAGCUGAUAGUAUAGUGAAAAACAGUGUGUGAAUAAGGCAUGCAACUCAUAAAGGGAAUAGCUAAUUGGUCAGAUCCUGUGGUUUUUAUGAGCUUUUAAUCUUCUGAGCCUUAUAUCCAUACCAAAGAAAAACGAAUUAGUGACAGAAAAAAAGCAUUAAAUAGGAUUUACAUUUUUUUAGAAGAACCGACAAAAUUCCCAGCAUUUGCCUGUUUGCCUGACAUCUGUCAAAUACCUUUUUAUAUGGCCAUUUUGAAUUGUCCUUAUUUCAGGUAGGAUGGUUGAAAAUGAAUAAUUUGAGGAAAUUUUGAAACUGGCAACUGAUCUGUAGCACUGGAAAACAUGCUGAAAACCACACUACUGUUCUGGUUUAUAAAAACCAAUGUAGCAGGACAAUAUUGGGGUUAAUUCAGUUGACUGUUGUAAGUGUUCCUCUCAUUUUGAACCCCACAGUUUGUACAUAUGAAAGCUCUGACACUGUAUUGUUAUAACUUAAACUGGUUCUGUGCACCUGCACCCUCUGAAAUGCUAUAUUGGUGAUUUUAGAUCAGGAGCCAGCUAAACUGUGCUUGUGUGUUUGGCUGCUGGUGCCCUUUCUUGUACAGAUAAUGCUGUUUUUUUCUAAACUUUAUUUUUAUUUUUUUUGUUUUGAGAUUUAUAUUGGUUGGCUUUUUACAGAAGACGUCUGCUUCGAGUGAGAAAAUAGCAUGGGUAUUUUAAAAAAGUAUUAUAUAUUAGCAGGUUGCAUAGCUGUCUUUCUCUGACAGAUUUUGUGCCCAGAACAUUGCAAUGGACAUCGGAAUGUCAUGGUUAAAAUUUCCACCAGCUUUGAAGGUUCAUGUUAUUGCACUAAACAUUUAAUGAACCCAGGCUUUGGCACCCAUUUUAGGACAAAUGCAUUAAUUGAAGCUCCCCAAAUAUUUUUUUAAAGAGCUUAACUACGUGAAAAAAAUUAUAUACAGAAGUGUCAAUUUAAAAAAUGAACGCUAAUUGUCUUGUGUAGCAAUGUACAUUAAUCUCAAUGAGAUACUUUUUUUUUUUACUUCAUUCUCAUACAUGAGAAUAUGAAACUCAACUUAAAGAAACAUUUUAACAAAUAUUCUCAAAUAAAUCUUUCACAUUGUUAAAUGAUAUGUGUGCAUGUUUGUAGAAUUCUAUUGUACAAAGUAUUUGUAGCCACUUUGCUGUAAUUCAGGAUUGGUCCUGUCAAUCUGAACAGAAAGGUAUAGCGACUCACAAGUUACUUGCAUUGUUUGAUGUUUACUAAUUCAGAGUAAUAUUUGUUCUGUAUGUUCAGGUUUUGAAUCUGUACUUUUUAUUUAGAUGUUUUUACUUUUUUUAUGUAACUCUGUGAAAUAGUUUUUUCUUUCAGAAACCAUUGAAAAUAAGCACUGAUGUUUGUACUUAAACAAAGACUAAUCCUGUCUGUUCUUCUUUAAGUGCACAGGGGCAGCUGAGUCCUGUGCUGUACCUUUCACAGACCUGGUAUAAAGUCCCUUUAACCCUCUUCUUCAUCUAGAUCUAUAGGAAUAUCCUAUGCCGUCUUGUUGUUGUCUAGUGUACAGCAGACCGUACAGUAAUUUGAUAAAGUUGCUGUAGCAUUUCAGCAAAGUUUCCUUUUUUUUAAUUGAAAGUGCUCACUGAUGUUGAGAUUUUUUUUUAAGGGUUUUAAAAACCAAUAAACUUUUUUUAAAUACUUGGA